Grammomys surdaster is the source of this 1276-nucleotide messenger RNA. It is a transcript of the gene Prr11, whose product is annotated as proline rich 11. The transcript has 10 exons. Lineage: Eukaryota; Metazoa; Chordata; Mammalia; Rodentia; Muridae. Gene Ontology annotation, cellular component: cytoplasm; nucleus. Bases 125 to 1222 code for a protein of 365 amino acids. The record is from RefSeq and is a predicted model, not a curated record.
CUGUAGAGACCACGUCUACGAUUGGUCGCUCUUAGGCAAAGAUUUAAUUUUGAAAUUUUCUCUAUAGUGUGGAAGAGACUCAGGCCCGAACUUCGUCUAAUCCCCAGGCUCUUAGACUAAAAUCAUGCCCAAGUUCAAACAGCGAAGAAGAAAGCUAAAAGCCAAAGCCAAACGGUUGUUUAAGAAGAAAGAAGCCUUGCAGGUCCCGCCUAAGUUAUUGACACCUCCCCCUCCACCACCCACCCCAGAGAGAGUGGUUACUUCUUCAACAGAUAUUCCCCAAAGCAGAAACUGGCUAAGACCAUCUUGGAACUUCAGAUUUCCUAACAUCAAAGAUGCAAUAACCCUUUGGACAAACAGAGCAUGGUGCAUAUACAGUUGCUGUCAGACCUGUGUAACCCAGAGUUUAGAAGUAAUGAAAGAUGCCAUCUUCCCAUCCCGAGUCUACCACAGAGAACUUUACAGUCUAAAACAAGAACUGUGUGUUUUGAAAAGUAAAUUGUGCAAGCUCCAAAGAAACCUAAAGAGCAUCUCAGAAAACUCAUCUUGUUCAAGCUGUUGUCACACGUGUUGCAUGAGUCAUAAACUUACAACUGUGCCUGCCUGUGCUCCAACAACCCAUGAGGAAUCCCAAACAACACUUCCUCCCACACAGCCACAGCCAGCCAGUCAUCUUCCCCCUCCACCUCCGCCUCCGCCUCCUCCUCCCCCUCUCCCUCCACCUCCACCACCCCUAGCACCUUUGCUGCUCAGAAAAUCUGGUACCACUAAAGCACUUCAGGUUGAACCAUUAAAGAAAGAAGGACCCAUGCAUAUAACAGUUAAAGAUCUACUCACUGUGAAAUUAAAAAAGACACAGAGUAUUGAUGAAAGAAAGAAGCUUGUACCAUCACCACCAGAGGAACGGACUCCACUAGUUACUGUCUCUGACCUGCAGCGUGUUACCCUGAAACCUAACUCCAGGGUGUUAGCAACUCGAGUUAAAAAUGUCUUAAUUUCUCCUGGUAAAAGCCAAAUUGAUCUCCGGAAACUGCUGAGAAAAGUCGAGGUAGAAAGGAGCCCGGGUGGGACCCCUAUUAACAACAAAGAAAACAUGGAAACAGGAACUGGACUCACUCCAGUCAUGACUCGGGCCUUAAGGAGAAAGUUUCAGCUGGCUCAUCCUCAAAGCCCGACUCAAUCUCUGCCACGUUCCACAAGCAGCUUUGAUGAACACAACUGAGAGCAACUUGGCCUGACUCCCCGGAGUGAUCCACACAAUCACAGAACAACCCUC